CCUGUGUUUUCAGGUCACCCCUCUGAGAUGAUCACCUCCCUUCCCUUAAGUUGCCGAGAGUGGCGAGCUCCGAUCGGCCCGCUUUCCUGAUACCGCUCAGAAUUCGAUGCCGUGGUCAAGGCGCUCUGGAAAUCCAUUUCCGUGGUCGUAUUUAGUUCUUUUCUUUUUUUCCGUACAUUGAUUGAUAAUCUCCGUGCCGUUUCUUCGUCCCCAUAAUUUCUAGAGAAGUAUACUAUAAUUAACAUGUAAAACUACUGAUUAUCAUUGAGAUUGUCUUACCCUCUUUUUGUCACGUUACGAUUAUCUGGCGAACGGGAUUCUCUACAGCCGUUAUCAUCUGCUCCCGCAUGAGCGCACGGGCGCGAGCCAAUCAAAGUCGCCGGAACGGCUGACCUUUUGGUCAAACGCAAAGAAACCCUCGCCUUUCGAGAACCCGUCGUAGAUCGGACGAAAUUCCGCACGCGCCGCCAUGGAAAUGGAGAUCGAUGAUGCUCCGAGCGCGAAGCCAGGGCAGCAGCUGCCGAUCGGGGACGAGGACCUCUUCAAGGCCGCCGAGGGCGGGGAUCCGGCGGCGUUCGGAGCGCUCGCGCGGGACCAGCUCGCCAGGGCGCUCUCCCUCCGAAACGAGGACGGCCGCUCCCUCCUCCACGUCGCCGCUUCCUCUGGUCACGCCGAGAUAGUGGAUGUACUGUCAGAUGCCGAUCAGUCGACAAGUGUGAUAAACAGCAAAGAUGAAGAAGGUUGGGCCCCGCUUCAUUCUGCGGCGAGCAUUGGGAAUGUGCAGAUUGUGGAGAUCUUGUUGAGGAAAGGAGCUGAUGUUAACUUAAAGAAUGAUGGUGGACGCACUGCUCUUCAUUAUGCCGCCAGCAAAGGAUGGUUGAAAGUCGCUGAAAUUCUUAUGUCACAUGGUGCAAAGAUCAAUGCAAAGGACAAGGUAGGGAGCACUCCAUUGCAUCGUGCUGCCAGCACGGGGAACUCACAAAUGUGUGAACUUCUGAUCGAGGAAGGAGCUGAGGUUGACCCUGUUGAUAAAGCAGGCCAAACGCCUCUGAUGGCUGCAGUAAUUUGCUACAAUAAAGAGGUGGCUCUGCUGUUGAUAAGGCACGGAGCAGACGUAGACGUGGAAGAUAAAGAAGGAUACACCGUGCUUGGCAGGGCAUCGAAUGACUUGAGACCAGCACUUAUCGACGCCGCGAAAGCCAUGAUCGAAGGAUGAUCCUUUUUGCGAUUUAAUUAUCCCCCACUUUUUAUAACAGAUUGUGCAAAAUCGGAAAUAUUUUGGCAAGUAGAUGCAGAGACUUGUAUCCUGACGUUUCAGUUAACUUGAUAUCGUGUACUAUCUGGUUAUAUAGCCAUCAAUCGUUCCUGCUCAUGAUUUUCGACCUUGUUAUGUUGGAGAAAAGAAAUGGAAUUCUCUCUUCAGUGAA
Molecule: messenger RNA, 1427 nt
Organism: Syzygium oleosum
Lineage: Eukaryota; Viridiplantae; Streptophyta; Magnoliopsida; Myrtales; Myrtaceae
Exons: 5
Coding region: 470-1216 (248 amino acids)
Cellular component (GO): nucleus; cytoplasm
Molecular function (GO): protein binding
Source: RefSeq, a predicted model, not a curated record